AUGGAUGAAAGUAGUGCUAGUGGAGGUGGAAGGGGAAAAAACAAACGAUUUUGGACUGCCCAAGAAGAUAAGGCUCUUGUGGAAGCCUUGUCAGAGUUAGCUGUUGAUCCUCACUGGAGGUGUGAAAAUGGAUUUAGAAGCGGCUACAUGGUUCGCUUAGAGGAGCUCAUAGGUAAGGCUCUUCCUGGUUGUGGUUUGAAGGCUCUGCCACACAUUGAUUCUCGACUUAAGACACUUGUAGCCAAGUUUAGGGCUAUUUCUCAAAUGUUAAAUACAAGUGGAUUCGUCUGGGAUGAUGAAAAAAAAAUGAUUUCUGUAGAUCGGGCUGUUUAUGACGAGUAUUGCAAGAAUCAUCCGAAUUGCAAAAACCUGUUUGGAGUUUCAUUUCCGCACUUUCAUGAACUAAUGAAUGUUUACGGCAAGGAUUACGCUACCGGAAAACCAGCUGAAGAUUAUGUUGAAGCAAUACAGAAUUUGCAAAACGUUGCCCCUCCACAAGUUACACUUGAUUCAAGUGAUGAUGAGGGAAUUGAUGCUAGUGGUAAUGCCACUCAAACUGUUACUUCUCCUCCUGCUAAAAAAAUGAAAACUGAAAAAACUUCUAAUAAAAGAAGUAAGAGAGGAAAUGCUGGUGAAGGUAGUUCUAAUGAGUUGGCUAGCUUACAAGCAUUCAUGAAAGACAUGAAUGUUCAUCUUUCAACUAUGGCAAAUGUGAUGGCCCGCACUGAUGAUCGUGAGCAAAAAGUAGUUGAACAGACUGAGAAAGUGUUAGAGGAACUACUAUCUUUUAAUUUAGAAGGUGUAACUUCUAACCAAGUUUUUGAAGUGGCUAACAUUCUAACCUCACAACCAAACAAGCUCCUCAUAUUUUCAAAGUGUCCCGACGCUUUGAAAAGUGAUUAUGUUAAGAGUCUUCUUGGAGGAAAUAGUAAUGCUUAG
Messenger RNA from Amaranthus tricolor (Joseph's coat), 939 nucleotides. RefSeq lists its product as uncharacterized. The transcript has 2 exons. The record is from RefSeq and is a predicted model, not a curated record. Bases 1 to 939 code for a protein of 312 amino acids. Lineage: Eukaryota; Viridiplantae; Streptophyta; Magnoliopsida; Caryophyllales; Amaranthaceae.